Scleropages formosus (Asian bonytongue) is the source of this 5410-nucleotide messenger RNA. RefSeq names its product syntaphilin b (gene snphb). The transcript has 8 exons. The record is from RefSeq and is a predicted model, not a curated record. Gene Ontology annotation, biological process: neuron differentiation. The coding region runs from base 2186 to 3880 and encodes 564 amino acids. NCBI's taxonomy places the organism in Eukaryota, Metazoa, Chordata, Actinopteri, Osteoglossiformes, Osteoglossidae. Gene Ontology annotation, cellular component: mitochondrion; cytoplasmic microtubule.
GGGCGCUCGCGCAGCGGCGGCAGCAGCAGCAGCAGUAGCUCGACGAUGGAGCCCUGAGGACGAGCGGAGGGCUUUCGGUUGGGGUUGAGCCCACAACCACUGGGUGUAAAGACAGUUUGAAGACACCGAGAAGGCUACACAGCUCCAGUGACGCGUGUGUGUGUGUGAGAGAGAGAGAGAGAGACAGGCCGUCUGUCCUCAUGUCGGCGCCCCCUAACAGGAAGUCAUCUUCGGGAUCACGCAGGUACCCCACCCCCACACACCCCCCAUGCAUACUGACUUCUUGCCCUAUCCUUUAGUUGCGUCCUUCUCACUUCUCCUCAUCUCUCCAUCUCAUUGACUCGCCUCUGUUUUUCAUGCCCCGUCACCUGGUCCUCCAUUCAUUUCUCCACCCAUUCACCUCCCCUCUCUCUCUUUCACCUUUUUCUCUCUCAUGCAUCUCCAUCAUCUCUCCGUCCAACUGUCACUCUUCUUAAUCCCUCUUCCUUCAAGCUACUCCCUCUCACAUCAGCCCUGCUUUUCUUUUUUGUCAUCCUGUUCACUUAACUCUCCAUUAUUUACAUCUCAUCUCUCUGUUCUCUCUAUCCUCCCCGAUGCUCUCCAUCUCCCUAUGUUCUUGUAAAACAUCCUAAAGGUACUUCUGACUCAUCAGGAUUAAAAAAAAUACAAAGUUGGUCUUUUUUUCUGGUUUUCCAAAGAGACCAAACCCAUCGAUGAUUGUUGUCUUUAUUACUUUCUUCUUGAUCAUCUUGUCAUUUUUUUUUCAUGGCACCAGGACACGAACACAGCAAAACAAGACCGAAACUUCUCAGCCCCCCCUUUUCCAACUUUCCAAAUGUUUCAUCUGUCUGUGGAAGAUUCAGCUCUCAGUACUUUAUCAUGUGUGCCAUUUUUUCCUCUUCCAAAAUGUUGGCUGCGUAUUACCAUUAAAUCAGCAUGAUUAUUGAAAAGAGUGUGUUGUUUACCAGCCGACAGAGCAUUGCACACUUGCACUUUUCUCACUUUGUCUGUGUUGAUCUAGUUUCCAUCCAGUUCUGCUUAAAAAUGCUCAGAUCUUGCACCGGCAUGAUCUUCUUUUCAUAUUCUGAGGCUCACCUGUUGAUUCUGUUUCCCUGGGAAAAUAUUUUUAUUUUCUAAUAUUUGCCAUAUAAUGAGAUAUAGGUUAUGGCAUGUAUUUUAAGUGGUAGGUAUAGGAGAUUGAAUUGCACAGAGGUGAAUUGUCUGAUUUUAAAACUUCAACCUCUCUGAGGAACAUUUUGAACUUGAAAGCCUUGAAGAGCAAGAUGCUGUUGUGUUACUACACAGAUUGCUGACACAACUGACAUGGAAUUACACUUAUUUGUGCCAGACGGCAGAGAGAUCAGAAUCCCGAGCACGCCUACACGGCUCCUGUCAGGGAAAGGCUCGUGAUUAAUGAUGUCCUUUUAACACAAAAUAUGCUUUAUCGCAAUUUAUUAAGAGAUUUUCCAUCUAUAAAGACACCUUUUCAUUGAAGACCUAUUUCAAGAAGAACCAGACUACUUCUGGAAGUGAAGGCUUACAUACUGUCAGCUUUAUGACUGCAGUACUUUAGGCACAUGGACAUUAUCCAUCAGUGAACAUGGUUGCUCGGUGAGAUCGUUCUGUAACGUACUGCUUUUAUUGGAACUGUCCCGUCUUGCCUUGCGCUUGCGAAAGCUGAGCCGCGUUUGCAUCCAUGCUUGAAUCCAGACGUCUCCCUCUCUUGUUUCUUUCCCCAGAUUCAACCCCCUGAAGGCUCUGCAGCCAAAACGCCGCUUGCAGCAAAUGUUGUCUUCCCCUUCUGCGUUUGCUUCCGCUGCUUUCUUCAGCCUCCUUUUUUGCGUUGCUCGAUUGCCCUCCGCCAUAUCCUGCCCCUUUCCCCGCCCUUUCUCCACCCCUUUCAGAUGUAGCUUUAGCGGUUCAGCUCUCCUAUUGGCUCUGCACCCAGAGCUCCAGUGCUGGGGCCCAGUGAUUGGAAAACUCCAGUCUUCCUGGACCAAAGACAGUUUCUGAUUGCUUAAUUUGUAAUCACAUGUUGAGGUGUUUGACCAAUGAGGAGGUCCCAUGGAUCCACAAUGGCCGGAGUUGUCCAUCCCUGUUGUAACUUGACUGCAAAUCCUCACCGUUGGUUAGGAUUGAUAUUUGUUUUGACUAUUGCAGGUUCGUAGAGCUAGACUACAUUCCCAUGGAGACAGGCUUUAUGGUUUCAAUGCGCCAAAGUCGUGGAUUUCUGUCCCCACGUUCGCCGGAGCGGCUCAAUCGACGGCCUGCUGCUCCAGUCAGCUCAAGGGACCCUUAUGGCAACUCCUCCCUCAGCAGCAGCUCUGGGUCCUGCAAGGGAAGCGAUGGAAGCCCAGUGCCCAGGGCAGCCAUUGCCUGUGGAUCUCACUGUACCACUCAUAGGCGUCAGGUGAAGUAUGCGUCCUGCACGGACAACCACGGGAUCCGGCCACCUCCCCCGGAGCAGUAUUUGACGCCCCUGCAGCAGAAGGAGGUGUGCAUCCGGCACCUGCGAGCACGCCUCAAGGACACCAUCGACCGGCUGCAGGACCGGGACUCGGAGAUCGACGAGCUGAAGACUCAGCUCUCACGUAUGCAGGAGGACUGGAUCGAGGAGGAAUGCCAUCGUGUGGAGGCCCAGCUGGCUCUGAAGGAGGCGCGGAAGGAGAUUCAGCAGCUGAAGCAGGUGAUUGACGUGGUGAAGAGCAACCUGGGACACACAGACACCGGUGUGCAGAAGUACUUCCAGGACAUCAACAUGCAGAAUCACAAGCUGGAAAAACUGCUGUACACCAUGGAGCUGGCUCAGAACGGCUUGGCCAGGGAAGACGGAGCAGGACCAGGGGCAGGGCUGGGCCUGUCCAGGUCUUGCGAGGGUUCGCCAGCUCGCUCCCUCACACGCAGCUCUACCUACACCAAGCUGAGCGAUCAGGCGCUGGCUGAUAAGAACGGCAAUGCCCCGGACUUCCCGAGCCUUUCGGGCGAGGAGACCCAGGACAGCGGCUGCGUCUGCGGGGACAGCAGGGCCAGCCGGGCCGACCUGCUGCUGGAGGCCACGCUGCUGUCCGAGGAGACGUCGUCCCUGCUGAGCGCCUGCUCCCGCCUGCCGCACUCCUCCACCUACGAGAAGCUGUACAGCAGCGACAGGGCCCUGCCGCUAAGGUGCAGCCGCAAUUGCAGCAGCCACUCCUGCAUCGCUCACCACCACCUGUUCUUACACCAUCUCAGGGAGCAAGCCAUCCAAACGGACUGCGGUCCAGCCUACAACCCCGAGCUGGACACCAUUGUGGAGAAGGUGUUCAAGUCUCAGGCCUGCAGCCCUACAUCCACCUGGUUCUCGGAGGAAGGCGAGGACUUCGACACCAUCACCUCGGCAACUGCCACCACUACAGCGGCUGAGCCCACGGAGCCCGCUGUUGCCCCACCACCCUCAUCCCUCUCCUGCACCGUGGAGCUGCCCCCUCUGGAGGACAAGGAGGUGCCGCUGCCUCCGCAGACCUGCCAGCCCAAGAGCGCAUCCCAGCCAGACGAGCACGGUGGCGUCACGGUGGUGGUGGUGGAGGAGGACCAGGACGACGACAUGGAGGGAGGCACAGAAGCCGAGGAUUCCUCCGCGUCUGAAGCUGGUGGGUCGGGACCGCCGCAGAAGAGCUACUGGAGCCGGCACUUCCUGGUGGAUCUGUUGGCUGUCGCCAUGCCUGUGGUGCCUGCUGUGGCCUGGUUGUGCCGGGGGCCCCGCAGAGGGGGGCAGCCUGUCUACAACAUCGGCUCUCUGCUGCGAGGCUGCUGCACCGUUGCCCUGCACUCCCUGCGCAGAGGGGGUGGUACCCGGCACUACCCUGCGGGGGGCGGCGGUGGACUUGGGGGGGUAGAAAUAUGAAGCAGCCUCUCUCCCCCAGUCCAGAAUCCGGAGUAUCGGUCCUGUGGGGCACCAAGCUCCUCUGUCUAAAAUGUACCGGUUAGGCAGACGUCUGAAGCAAUGUCCUUAUACGGCACCUCACUCACUAUAUAGCCUCUCCUGACCUUUAACCUCUUUGACCGUGAACUUUUAACUCCUUCCCUCCACCAUCCUUUCCCUUUUAGGACUCCAGAGAGACACCAGGGAUGUGUGAUUGACGCUGAUUGUAAUGACCAGCCAGAGUGCAGGAAGACAGUAUUGUCUUUCUCCAUCUCUGCCCAUUCCUCCAUGUGUCUGUCGACCGUGCCAAGGUGGCAGGCGCAGUUCUUGGGUUUCACGUUAUGCCAACUCCUCUGUGUCUUUCUGUCAAUGUGUCUGUGUGACAUGGAUGACCUCCCCCCCCCUCCAAGAAAAUGAUGGGAUUUAAGCUGCUGCAUUACGUUUUUGCCAUAGUUACUUCGACCUCAUAUCUACCAUAGUCUGUUGUUCUCUGUCCAAUACAAUGCAAGGCCAAAUUGGAAUUAAAAGACCGAUUUAAAUCUAUCAGACAUUGAGAGACACUUUAAAUGCUUUACUUCGUGUGCCUGUGGUUAAAUAGUUGAAUUCGUACUUGUAUUAAUUACAGUUUUUCCUGAUUGUUUACACACAGUUCUGAAGAAAAUUAAUUUUUCAGACUUAGGAUGCUUGGAAAACGUGGACCUUCCUGUGAACCUUAACGAAAGAUUGGGCAGGACUAAAUGCUGUCUCAAAAUUAUAUCAGAAGCCUUGAAAACAGCAACAAUAUGCUGUAUUACAUGAUUCUCUAAAAAAAGAAUUGCAGUUAUGAAGCGAUGACCAUUCAUGAGGAAAAGUACCAAACAUAUUUAGUAUAAGUCUUGGCUGCCCUCUUGGUCUAGACACAGGUUUUCAUCCUCUUCACCAACUAAAUAAGAGCUGAUCCAGCCUUGGCCAGCCUCUCUUUUAGACUCUUCUGUUCCUCACACACUGUUGAGGGUAUUUCUAUCUCCAUGCGGAGAAGACUUCCUCAACUGGAUUGAGGUUUAGGAGAGUUGGGUGAAAAGAGAGCUGAUUGGAGAACCAUUUCCGAAACAAGUCAGAACUCAUUGGUGAGCAGUUCUUGAAUGGGUGACUGAGUGAACUGAGCAGUGGGAUUAGCUGUUGGUGAACCACUUUCAGAAGAGUCAUUAGCCAUUGGUGAAAUGUUAUUGGAUGAGUGAUCGGUGAACCAUUUUCUGAAGAGUCAUUGGUAAUUGGUUAACAGUUCUUGGAUGAGUCAUUGGUGAACCAUUCUUGCAAUGAGUUAUUGUCUGUUGAACCAGUUGUAGAUGUAAUUUGACAUUGUCCCUUAUGAUGCCAGUAAUAGUUUGCUCUGUGUUGGGAGACCCACACAGAUGGAAAAAUGCCUAUAAAGUGUGUCAAGAAAGCUAGAUGAUGUGCACUGUUGAAAGGUCCAAGUGUAGCACGAUGACUCCUUGAUGGUAGAUGGUGUGGGACAUUCAGUACUGCUAAGUG